GCCCUUCAGAACGUCACGGUCGGCGACGUCAUCUCAGCCAUGGGAUCUGAAGCCCAUAGUCACGAAGCACUGUCGCGGCAGACGCAUCUGGCAAUCCUGAUCAACGGACGAUGGCAGCCAGAAGAGCAGCCAGUCGACUGGUGCGACAGCAUGCUCGAAGACACGUGCGAGGACUUGGAGAGCAGAGACCACUCGAUUCGCGACUCCGAACAGGCGGACUUCGAGGACGGGUUCGACGACUGGGACUGGGUCGACAGUGAGAUGCAGCGCGAAGCCGAGGAAGAUGCGCGUGAGAGAGUACAGUGGAGCAAAGAAAUGGAAAUCCAGAAUGAAUACCGCCAGCGUCUCGCCAACAUGACGGUGAAGUACCUGAACAUGCAAGGUAGCGAAAUCCACACCUCGAAGCCUUAUCCACUCUGCCAUGUCGAACCGUGCGAGUCUUUCCGGGAAGCCUGGCUGCACACUUUGCACGAAGGAAACAGCCCAGAUCGCCGUCUCUCCCUGCGCCAACUACGUCUCAGACGACAAGAAAUUAAGAAGCCUAUCCCGGCGGAAACGCUGCAAUAUCGCAGCGCCAGGGAAGUCUUGCUUCACGAUUUGGACAGCGGUCCUGCAGGACCCAUCCCCCUCGACACCACGAAGCUGGUCUUGGGCGGGGGCGUGAUCACAGACACCUGGAGCUGGCGUGAACUGUUGGGUCACAGCUUGAGCAACGACGUCGUGCACGUGCAAGUUGUCUACAUCUCAGAGAAAGCCACAGGCCCGUAG
Messenger RNA from Symbiodinium natans, 768 nucleotides. The record is from the annotation of a GenBank genome assembly. Lineage: Eukaryota; Dinophyceae; Suessiales; Symbiodiniaceae.